AUGUCACUUACAACGCACAACGACUAUAGCGCUCGAAUCUCCGAUGCUGAGCUCUCCCUAAAAGGGAUACCUGUAAUUACGGUCGACGGGGCGGCCGAGAUUCUCUCACUUCUGCUCCGUAUCCGGUUUUGGAAGGCGAAUAGGCUACCGAACGAUGACAUCACAGCGGUUGCCUGUUGCAGAGAGCUGCUGCAGAGAAGACCCACCCUCCACUUGCUGCUAAGGACCGCUCACAUGCAAGAGGCGCCAGAUUACUCCCCAAUAUUAGAUUCGCCUGCUUUUCCGGCAUUAGUGUCCACAAAAUCUCGAGAGAUACUGCAACCUAUUGGCGAAAAGAUGGAAAAACAUGCCGCGAACGAAUCAUUUCUGCCACUUUGGGCGCCAGAAAAGCAACUCGGUCCAACAUACGAAGAUACUGAUACUCUCGCUCAUCUAGCAUCUCUUGGACUGCGAAAAUCCGGCGUACUCUCCUUAGAUCUCCAGAUUAUACUGCAUGACCUGGGUGGUUUCGAGCGACAUCCAGUGCUCGCUAACCGUGUCUCGAGACUGUUCACCCCAAAAAACAAGUUCUUGGUGAAUGCAUCGGGUACGGGCAAGACGAGACUCUGCUACGAAGGUCUCUGCACUAACUGGGGUCUAUACUUUACCUUCUAUGUUGAUUCAAGUCGACUUGGGAGCUUCGACAUGGAAUUCAUCCUUGACAGUGUCAAGGCUGAUGGUGACUUUGCCAGAGUUCUCGGCCUAAAGGACCCUGAUCAAGCGCAACUCAUCGCGAAAAACCGGAAUCUAGUUUUUCGCUGGUUUGGCGCUGUUCUCCUCUCUCGACUUCUUGCCUUCCAGCUCUUUCUUGAUGCUCGUACCCACCGCGAUGACAGUACCUUGAACACGAUUUACAAGAUGCGCUGGCUCGAAAUGCAGCUUGCACCGCGCACUUUCAGUCGGGGUGGAUCGGACGACCGGUUUAUGAAGUUGGCGAUGACGCUUGGAGAGGAACAGAAUGAUGUUCUUAACCUGCAAGCCAAUAUCGACGACGCUCUUCGCAAGAUUCGAAACGCUAUUGGCCGUGAUAGUCCUCUUUUCAUCGUCAUAGAUGAGGCACAAGUUGGUGUCGAGCUGAAACGCACAUCCUUUGGCGAUGGAAAUUCUCUUCUCCGAGAGAUUAUCGGAGCGUGGCAGACUUUGACGAGAGGCAGUUGCACAUUUAUUUGUGCUGGUAUCAGGAUCCCUUCUUCCAUGUUUAGCGACAAACCUGGCGGAGAUUUCGAGUGGACAUCAGACACUGGAGAGUUUGAUGAUCCUGACGCUCACGAGCGAUAUGUCACAAAAUUUCUGCCUCCCAAAUUUCGUGACACUCCUUCGGGUCGAUUCCUUCUUGCGCGUUUCUGGCGCUGGUGUCGUGGACGGCAUCGAUUCACCGACCAAUUUAUAUCUAUUCUGCUCACGUCAGGUCUUCUAUUUCCGCAUACGAGUUUGUCACAGUAUAUCCGUGAAGGAACCGGUGUCGAAGCCUUUGACGCGGUGCGCAUCUGCUACGAGGAAGUCUACCCAACACCAGAUUCGGUCUUUGGCUUUGGGAAGCCCAGCUUUGAAGAGCUUUCUCCACAUGACCAGGACUUGGUCCUUAAUGCAUAA
This is a messenger RNA of Mycena indigotica, 1632 nucleotides long. RefSeq lists its product as uncharacterized. The transcript is spliced from 5 exons. The record is from RefSeq and is a predicted model, not a curated record. NCBI's taxonomy places the organism in Eukaryota, Fungi, Basidiomycota, Agaricomycetes, Agaricales, Mycenaceae. Bases 1 to 1632 code for a protein of 543 amino acids.